Messenger RNA from Xiphophorus maculatus (southern platyfish), 4415 nucleotides. It is a transcript of the gene egln2, whose product is annotated as egl nine homolog 1-like. Gene Ontology annotation, cellular component: cytoplasm; nucleus. Gene Ontology annotation, biological process: peptidyl-proline hydroxylation to 4-hydroxy-L-proline; cellular response to hypoxia. Gene Ontology annotation, molecular function: peptidyl-proline 4-dioxygenase activity; ferrous iron binding; L-ascorbic acid binding. Bases 554 to 2131 code for a protein of 525 amino acids. The record is from RefSeq and is a predicted model, not a curated record. Lineage: Eukaryota; Metazoa; Chordata; Actinopteri; Cyprinodontiformes; Poeciliidae. The transcript has 6 exons.
AGUAGACACAGAGAGCCGCGGUAGGAGGGGAGGGAGGCAGACAGAAACUCGGGGAGCUCCUCCACACAACGGGGAGGGAGCGCUGGUUGUGCUUGUCGAAGGGAAGCUUGUCCAGCUCGGAGCAUCCCCCUCCGCCUCCCGGUCACGGUUUAGCGUGUCAGAGCGGCGUUUGACUCCCGUCGCCACCUGGUCUUAUUUAUAACCGACGCAAAAAAAAAAAAAAGAAAAAAAAUCGGAUGGGACGUACCGCCGAGCAGAGCAGAGACACUCCCGGAAAUAGCAUGCGUACUCUCAGCCUGUCACGUAGGCUCGCUGAGGAUUUGCAUUGCUGUAUGGCUGCCGUAGGUAGUAGAUUUCCGACGCUGCCUGAAUAUGUUUAAAAGGCGCACUGAACCAAACGCAGAGCUGCAGAGUGACUGCUGAAGUCAGAGCGGACCAAGUAUUGGGGACAUGAUACUUGCAGUGCUCCUCUCCGAAAGAGGAAGCAGCGGCUCUGUUGGAAAAUGAAGGGAGGACGUGAGGUACGUGUGCACCCAGCAGACGACGAGAUCAAAUGGAGAGUUUGGGGCUGAAGGAGCUCUUGAAGACAAACUCUCGCCUUGGACCAACAGUCUUGUCAGAGUCGCAGGAGAGAAGAAGCCAGCAGACAGAGAUCUACAGCUCAUACCAGGCAGACAUGGGUCUGAACGGUUUCUGCGCAGGGGCCACUGGGACUCAGACGGCUGCUGAGCUCCUCGCCGACAUGGCCUCGCAGACAAACUCCCCAGGCAUCACCAGCCCAACAAAGCAGUCCAAAAGCGGCGUUCCGCUCUACAACGGUGGGGUGGUGUCUCCGUCUGCCACCGUGGAGGCCAGCCAGGCUGAAGCUUUGGCCCACAUGCCCCAUAGUUACCCGGGUCAAGUGAAUGGGAUGGGCGCAAAGACGGGUGGCUCCGUCUGCACUUUUAACAGUAGAGGCCUCACGAUAGAGGAUGGGGACAGAACGGCUCAUGACAUAUGCUCUUUAGGAACGAGGAGAAUCAACGAGGACCUGAAAGUCAGGCAGGCACAGCAGCAGCAGAAGAGGAGGAAUGGAGAGAAUUGGGACGGUGGAUCAGAAAUCCUCAAUGGCCAUGUCAUGGGGUCGCCAGGGUUAGGAUGCUCAGCAGACCCAGAUUGUGGAGCAGGGGAGUCAGAUAUAAAGCGGCGGAAGUUGGCUGAUGGAACUGUUGCUAACAAAUCAUCCGAACCACGCAGAGUGGCCCGAGCAGUCGCCCCGCUUAGAGACACCGUCAACAGCAGCAGCUCUCACAACCAUCCAAACUGCUCUCCUGAAAAUGCUAACUUGCGAAAUGGACAUUACACUGCAUCCCCAGAUCCUGCAGCUGUACCAAGCCUACACUCCAUCCCUGGCCUGCUGCCUCCUGCAGGGACCGGCUGGUCAGCGGAGCGCAUCGCCAAGCAGUACAUCAUCCCCUGCAUGAAGUACUACGGUAUUUGUGUGAAGGAUAACUUCCUCGGCAUGCAACUGGGAGACAGUGUCCUGAAGGAGGUGGAGGCUCUGAACCAGAGUGGGAAGUUCCGGGGCGGACAGCUGGUGAGCCAGGCGGACAUUCCCUCCCGGAACAUCCGAGGCGACCAGAUCGCCUGGGUGAAGGGGCAGGAACGAGAGUGCCAAAGCAUCGGGACGCUGAUGGCUCACAUUGAUGAGGCCAUCUUGUACAGCGCUGCCAAUGGACAGCUGGGGAACUGUGUCAUCAAUGGACGCACUAAGGCCAUGGUUGCUUGUUAUCCAGGGAAUGGGGCUGGAUACGUCCGCCAUGUUGAUAACCCAAACGGCGAUGGACGCUGCCUCACAUGCAUCUACUAUCUUAACAAGAACUGGGAUGUUAAGACACACGGAGGUUUGUUGCAGAUCUACCCCGAGGGCAAAAACGUGGUGGCCAAUAUCGAGCCUGUGUUUGACCGGCUGCUCAUCUUCUGGUCUGACCGCAGAAACCCACAUGAAGUGAAGCCAUCUUACGCCACUCGGUAUGCCAUCACAGUCUGGUACUUUGACGCCAAAGAGAGGUCGGAGGCUAAAGAGAAGUACAAACUGGCAACAGGACAGAAGGGCAUUCAAGUGCCUGUCACUCAGAACAGCAGGUCAUAAAAAAAUCUCUCCCAAGUGUCCAGAGAGUACCCUCAAAGUAUUAUGUGCCUUCCUCUACCGCUGACGGACACUACGAUCACAAUGGGAGGCGCGGUGAAACCUUCAGCAAGUGUCCAGCUGCUUGAUUCACACGGCGAGCCGCAGGGUGAGGAUCCGGCUGCUGAUCAAACACCUGGCAGGAAUAACAGGAGCACAGCGGACUGGCUCGGACGGCAACGGUGGGCUCAGAAGAUAUGAGACUGGAUGGAAAAAAAAAAAAAAAAAAAAGACUUUGACAUCUCGAAGGCGCCCCCACUACAGAACAAAAUGACUGACUGUUGUUUUUUCGUUGCAUUUCUGCUUCUUCAGUUUUCAGCGAUUUUGUGAUGUUUUAACACAUCAAUGAAAGAGCAGUGAAAUCUAAGUCCUAAGUUCCUUUAUCUCACUUGUAUGUGACGGUGGCCUCGUCUCUUGGCGGUGUGUGUGUGCGUGUGCGUGUGACAAGAAACAGGGGCCGAAUAUUGGCUUCAGGCUCAACAUUUCAGAUGAGGACAGCAGUUUUAUUCUCAACAAGUGCAUCUCAAUCAAUUAAAAUAAUUUGAUUCAGAAGGUGAACCCCACAUCGCAGAUUCCUUAAUGUAUUUAUUUCAGUUUUGAUGAUUACGCUCAUUAAAUCAUCCAUUGUUACUUCUCUGGGUGUGGACAAGGGCCACGUUCUGCUGAAAAAAUGAAUGUGAAUCUUUGUAGGGUUUUCAGCAGAUGGAAGCAUGAAGUCCUCUGGAAAAUUUUUGGAAGACACAAUCAUGCUUUAAAUUUGAAGGGUUUUGCUUCAGAGCCCUCUCCAGGCUAACCUUAUCCCUGUUGCUUGUGAAACCUUUUCCUUCCACUCAACUUUUCAGUAAUAUGGUUGGAUACUGCAUACAGACUUCUAAAUGGCCUUACCAUCACAUUACUCUCAAGUCUACAGUUCUUCCUGAUGCUUGUGCAAAAUUGCUUCCACUCAACUGCAUAGAGACUUCUAAAUGGCCUUACCAUCACAUUACUCUCAAGUCUACAGUUCUUCCUGAUGCUUGUGCAAAAUUGCUUCCACUCAACUUUAUAUGAUUUGAAACAGCACAGUAUGAACAGCCAACUUCUUUAGCAGUGACGUUAAAUAAAAAGUGACUUUUUAUUUAAAGUGCUGCUGAAUAACGUCUGUCAAGUCAGCAGUUUGUCUUUUGUGCACCUGAUUCCACCAAAGUUUUGCCUUCCACUCAACUUUCCAGAAAUAUGCUUUGAAAAGUGAUGUUAUAUUUAAAUUUUCUGAGAAGCUGAAUUACAAGUUGUCUUUCGCCACAAUCAUCUAAAUGAACCGAAAUACGGUAAAUACUUAAAAAAUUCACCAUCGUGUGCAAGGAAUCUGUAUAAAAUGAAUAUUGCUUCUUGAACUGAAUUACUGAAAGAAAACUUUCCGGUGAUUUUUCUAAUUAAUUGAGAUGCACCUGCAGAACACAUCAAGUAGACAAACUUUUACAGGACGUUUUGCUUUUCGUAGCUUAGAAUAAUUUUUUUCAUCCAGACUCAAAACUGCAGCUCGACAUAACGCCCAGGAAUCCACAGUGAAUAUAUAUCUUGGGGAUUUGUUCAUUAGCGUGUUGAUCUCUGCACACAGCUCACACCUGAGACAAGAGGCAGGCGGUUCUGCUAAGGGCAAACGAGAUGGUGGCGGCGGGGGGCGGGGGGGUUGAACAAGUCCGCUGUGUGUGUUAAUGUUGCCUUUCUGUGCGUUCAUACCAAGAUGGACCAGAGUGGAACAAAUCCGGCCGAGAAAUUCCCCCACAGAAAAAGGACAACGUGACAGCGGCUUAAGCAAAGUUUUUUUUUUUCAUAAUCUUAUGACUGAAAAUCUGUUGGUCUCUAAACUUAAGACAAUUGGAGUGUAAAGCACAGAUUUUUUUUUUUUUUUUACAACUAAACACCGCGGGUGAAAUAUUUGCCUGCUCACAUGUGGGAUUGAGUAUUUCAGAGUGUAUAUGUUGGUGUGUCGAUUUCCUCUGACCCCGGAGAGGGGUCGCAGGUAUUGUCUCAGUGUUUUGUUUUUUUUUGUUUGUUUUGUUUGCUUGAUUGGUUGAACAGAAGGUUAUUUGACAAAAAAAAUUAAAAGCACUUUAUUGUUUAAACACAGUCAGCCAUGUGUGAAUGAUAGAAAUAGUGUAAAGAUUUAGGUUAAUGCCUUUUAAUGCUGUGGAUGAUUUGGUAUUCGAAUGCAAUACAAACUUAAACAGUGAGUUUAAAUAAAUGUUAUGCCUUGUUUUGAAGUAUUUAA